AUGAACAUUAUGUUUUACUUCCUUCUUGCCUUAACCGCUGUUUUGCCUAUCACCGCAUACCCCGGCGAUCCAGUUCUCGACAUUAAUGGUGAUGCCAUACUCGGCGGCAGUUACUACAUUCUCCCCGCCAUCUCCGGCACUGGAGGUGGCGGCCUAUCUUUCGUCUCCCUUCCUAACAUGCAAUGUCCCAUCUUUAUCGGGCAGGAAACUUCAGAGGUCAACAGAGGCAUUCCCGUAAAAUUCUCAAACUGGAAGUCCAGAGUUGGAUUCGUUCCUGAAGCAGAGAGCCUCAACAUCCAGAUGGACGUCGCAGCUACGACCUGUGGCCAGUCAACUUACUGGUGGGUCAGUUCAACCUACCUGCGCGUUUUCACUUGUUACAUAAAGGCUGGUCCUAAGCCAGUACCUGGAGAAGAUUCAUCAAUGAGUUUCUUCAAGAUCAAGAAAAUUGGAGAGUUCCGUAACGGCUACAAAAUUACGUAUUGUUUUGAGGGCUAUGGUUGCCACGAUGUCGGGAUAGCUAGGGAUGGAUAUGGCGUUCGGCGUUUGGUUUUAGGUGACUAUAUGUCAUACCCGGUUGUGUUCAUGAAAGCUACUGAGACAGAGACGUCGUCCAAGACCAUGUCUAUUAUCUGAGAGAAACUUCAAUAUCAAGAAAAUAAGAGUUUAAACCUAAGACUAAUAAUAAAACUCUUGCCUGUGUGUUUACUUUUUACUUUUUUU
This is a messenger RNA of Eruca vesicaria subsp. sativa (arugula), 723 nucleotides long. The record is from the annotation of a GenBank genome assembly. NCBI's taxonomy places the organism in Eukaryota, Viridiplantae, Streptophyta, Magnoliopsida, Brassicales, Brassicaceae.